Manis pentadactyla (Chinese pangolin) is the source of this 945-nucleotide messenger RNA. Its product is annotated as olfactory receptor 7G2-like. Lineage: Eukaryota; Metazoa; Chordata; Mammalia; Pholidota; Manidae. Gene Ontology annotation, biological process: G protein-coupled receptor signaling pathway. Gene Ontology annotation, molecular function: G protein-coupled receptor activity; olfactory receptor activity. The record is from RefSeq and is a predicted model, not a curated record. The transcript has a single exon. Bases 10 to 945 code for a protein of 311 amino acids. Gene Ontology annotation, cellular component: membrane.
UUCAUCAACAUGGAACCCAGAAAUCACACAGAUGUUUCAGAAUUCCUCCUCCUGGCAUUGACAGAGGAUCCAGAGCUACAGCCCCUCCUCUUGGGGCUGUUCCUGUCCGUGUACCUCGUCACCGUCCUGGGGAACCUGCUCAUCAUCCUGGCCGUCAGCUCUGACGCCCACCUCCACACCCCCAUGUACUUCCUCCUCUCCAGCCUGUCCCUGGCUGACAUCUGUUUAAGCACAACCACCGUCCCCAAGAUGCUGGUGAACAUCCAAGCGCAGAAUCAGCACAUCAGUUACACUGGCUGCAUCACCCAGCUCUGCUUUGUCCUGUUCUUUAUUGGUUUUGAAAACUGUCUCCUUGCAGCAAUGGCCUAUGACCGCUACGUGGCCAUCUGUCACCCCCUGAUGUACACGGUCGUCAUGACCCCCCGGCUCUGUGUUCUGCUCAUUCUGCUCUCUCUGCUCUUUAGUGCUGUGGAUGUUCUGCUCCACAGUCUGAUGGUGCUGCAGCUGACCUUCUGCAGGGACCAGGAAAUCCCCCACUUCUUCUGUGAAUUUGAUCAGGUCAUUAAGCUGAGCUGCUCUGAUACCUUCAUCAAUAACUUCCUGAUAUUUUUUGUGGUUGGCCUAAUCGGGGGUGUAACUAUCUUUGGGAUCAUUUUUUCUUAUGGUCAAAUUGUUUCUUCUAUUUUGCGAAUGUCAAAAACAGGGGGAAAGUAUAAAGCCUUUUCCACGUGUGGGUCUCACCUCUCAGUUGUCUCCUUGUUCUAUGGGACAGGUUUUGGGGUUUACAUCAGCUCUGCAGUUACCGACUCUUCCAGGAGGACUGCCGUGGCUUCAAUGAUGUACACUGUGGUCCCACAAAUGAUGAACCCCUUCAUCUACAGCCUGAGGAACAGGGACAUGAAGGGGGCCUUUAGGAAACUCAUCAGGAGAAUACCUCUCCUUUAG